Molecule: messenger RNA, 1216 nt
Organism: Owenia fusiformis
Lineage: Eukaryota; Metazoa; Annelida; Polychaeta; Sabellida; Oweniidae
Source: the annotation of a GenBank genome assembly
CGUGAAACCUGUCGCCAUUUUGUCGUCUUUCUUGUUGCAUUGAAACUACGAACAUCCCUAGAAUUAAAGUUCUCAAACGUAUAGACAAUUUACAGUCACUAGAAGUCCAGAAAAAUGACACUUACUGCAAUGAAUUGCAUGAAAAGAGUAUCAAAUCAUCAUUAGGCACACUUUGAUUGUAAUUUAUGAACAGAAACUUGAUAAUUUACUACAAUAAUUUGCACAGUAAAAUGUUUUUGAUGAAUAGAGGGUGUUCGUCGAAAUUGUGUGAGGUCAUAGUCUCGUUUUGAAUCCAGCAUGGGGAAAGAAAAAAAAGAAAAGCGAAAGUCUGAAGGCGAGGAUAUCGAUAAAGAGGAGCAAUGGGAAGAUAAAAUUAAAUAUCUAUCACCAAUAUCCAAUCCCCUGGCGUCCAGAAAACUUACCAAAAAGAUAUAUAAGAUCAUCAAAAAAGCAAAUAAACAGAAACACAUCAGGAAAGGUGUGCGAGAAGUGCAGAAAUUUGUACGUAAGAAUGAGAAAGGUCUUGUGAUACUAGCAGGAGAUACAAAUCCAAUAGAGGUGAUCUGCCACAUGCCUGUUAUAUGUGAAGAACAGGAUUUACCCUACUGUUAUGCUCCCUCAAAAGAGGAUCUUGGUGCUGCAUGCAGUUCUAGACGACCAACAUGUAUGGUGAUGGUUAAGCCACAUUCGGACUAUCAGGAUUUAUAUGAUGAACUGGAAACUGAAAUGAAGGGACUACCUAUCCCUAUUUGACCAACCUGAGACAGCAUUCAUACUCUACAAACACCUGGAAACCAAUUGUAGUUUUUUAAAUGAACACUGACUUGCAAUAAAAUUGAUACAAUGGUUUGAAACACUGACUUCUGAUGCUGAACUUUUUUUAUCAAAGUUGUGUCAGUAUUAACAAGGAUAAAGGAUUAAGAAGGAUUAUCACGUGUGUAAGGAUUUCAGAGGCAAGAUGUACAUUCCAUGGCAAAAUACUUCAUUUAAUGGUCAUUAAAUUAUACUUAUUUUCAAUUCACUCAUUUUCAAAAUUAUGCAAAAAAUCAUUAUCUAUAUCACAUUACUUUGUUUUGAGGAUUUAAUUAAAAGAAUCACAACUGAGUGAAAACUCAGAUCAGGACAUAUUUUAGUUUUAAGGGAGAAUAUUCCCAGUCAUGAUGAAGAGAUGACUUCAGAGCUGUCCUCUUGUAAGCAGAUAGUGUUCAUUUCAUAU